AGCUACACCAAAUGUUGGCAAGGCCUCCCGCUGCAGGGCAAUGGCGAAAUUGCCUGCCUGUCGGAACUAGGAGCAUAGAAAGGCAAACGUCGCGAAAGUGGCGCUGCAUCACCAAUUAUUCAUCUCAGGCUGCCUGCGCUGCAUUGCUGCUUAGCGCAAAUCGUGGCAUCCGCCGAUGGAGACGCGGCGCUGGGUUUGGUGGUGGUUUCAUUCGCCCUGUGACCUUGAAGGCCAGCAGUGAAACAGCUGAAGCGGGGAAUUUCGUGGAGGAUAUCGUGGUGCGCGACAUCGAGAGCGGGACGUACGCAGGUCGCGUCCGCACCCGUUUCCCUCCUGAACCCAAUGGUUUCCUUCAUAUCGGCCACGUGAAGUCAAUUUGCCUCAACUUUGGCAUUGCUCAGAAGUUUGGUGGACGUUGUAACUUGCGAUUCGAUGACACCAACCCUGAGAGCGAGAAACAGGUGUUUAUUGACAGCAUCCAGGAGGAUGUGAGGUGGCUUGGAUUUCAAUGGGAUGGUCCUGAACACUAUGCAUCGGACUAUUUCGCACAGCUUUACGAGUGGGCAGAGGCAUUCAUCGAGCAAGGAUGGGCCUACGUUGACGAGCUUAGCGCGGAGGAGAUCUCCGAGUUUCGAGGGUCACUCACGAGGCCUGGGAAAGAUAGUCCAUUCCGGGAUCGGCCCAAAGAGGAGAGCCUGGAGAUCUUCCGACGAAUGAGGGCGGGUGACAUGGCACAGGGCUCCGCGGUGCUGCGGGCCAAGAUCGACAUGGGCCACCCGAAUGUGAUCAUGCGGGAUCCCAUCAUGUACAGGAUCCUCCCCAACACGCCUCACCCGCGAACGGGGAAGGAGUGGCCGAUCUACCCCUCCUACGACUGGGCGCACGGCCUUUCAGAUGCUAUCGAGGGGGUGACGCACUCUGUGUGCACUUUGGAGUUCAACAUGCACAAUGAACUCUACGAUUGGUUCAACGAACAAGUUUUACGCUUGCCUGGCUCCCUGCCUUUGUGCCAGUCGCCGGACUCCGCCCUCCCAAGGCAACACGAGUUUGCACGGCUGGAGAUGACCAACAUCGUAGUGUCGAAGCGGAAAUUAAAGCGCUUGGUGGAGGGUGGACUCGUGGAUGGCUGGGAUGAUCCUCGCAUGCCCACCAUUUGUGGCAUGCGGCGCCGUGGAUAUCCGCCCGCAGCUUUGCGGAAGCUGUGCGCGCUCAUCGGUGUCACCAAGGUUCCCACAAGCGUCAUUGAGUUCAGCCUCCUUGAGAAUGUUGUGCGAGACGUGCUGCAGGAACAGGUAGCCGCAAAAGCGCUUUGCGUUUUGCAUCCCCUACGUGUCACGAUCACAAACUGGGAUGGUGAGGAUCAGCUUCUAGAAGUUCCCGGAGACGAGCUGCGGAAGAUGCACUUUGGCCGGGAGAUUCUUCUGGACGCGGAGGACUUCCAGCAAGAACCUGAGCCUGGGUUCAAGCGUUUGGCACCGGGCAGACAGGUGAAGCUUCGCUACGGCUAUGUCAUCAAGUGUGAUGAGGUGGUCCGCGGAGAAGACGGGGAGAUCACGGAGCUGCUAUGUUCCUAUGAUCCUGAGUCCUUGGGGAAGAGGCCGCCAAAGAAGGUGGCGGUGGUCCACUGGGCGCAUGCCGAACUGUCCACACCGGUGACGGUUCGAAUGUAUGACAAACUUUUCGCCGAGCCGCGGCCGGAGGAGGCGGGGGACUUCCUGGAGGCGUUGAAUCCGGACUCUUGCGAAGUUCUGAGUGCCCGAUGCGAACCCAGCAUCACCUCCAUGUGGCAAAAAUAUCAGGAGGAAUCAGAUGAUCCCAUUUUUCGAGUUCAAUUCGAGCGGUGUGGAUUCUUUGCGCUGGACAAGGUCACUGAGGAGAACUCUGAGCUGGUUUUCAACUGCACCGUCGCACAAAGGAGCGACUUUGGCAAAGCCAAGCAGCCGAGAGGUCAAGUGCGACAAAAGCAGAAACAGGCCAGUUAGCUGUGAGGGCUUGCCAAGAAUUCAGCGGGCUUGGCCGGAGCUUGGACGUCAAAGCCGAGCAGCCACAUCUUCCACGGAUACCGGUCUGAAUCAUUUUCGUAUAUAAUGGUUUCCUCGAUUUUCGUUUCGGACGCGAC
Effrenium voratum is the source of this 2119-nucleotide messenger RNA. The record is from the annotation of a GenBank genome assembly. Lineage: Eukaryota; Dinophyceae; Suessiales; Symbiodiniaceae.